Molecule: messenger RNA, 1258 nt
Organism: Daucus carota subsp. sativus
Lineage: Eukaryota; Viridiplantae; Streptophyta; Magnoliopsida; Apiales; Apiaceae
Product: protein FMP32, mitochondrial
Exons: 7
Coding region: 192-911 (239 amino acids)
Cellular component (GO): mitochondrion
Source: RefSeq, a predicted model, not a curated record
GGUGAACAAAACUUACCGCACACCUCUAUCCGCCUAACUAUACAUACAAAUAUUUGUUUAUACGUAUUUUUGCUUCCUCCGUCUCCAGAUCGUUGUCAUAUUUGUAUUUUUGUGCAAUUGAAUUUGGGGAAUUAGUUGUGUAGAUUAUUAAUUUGAUUGAUUACGAGUAAUUUAUUUAGUUGUGAAUUGAAAUGGCCGCGUUUGCGGCGUGUAAGAGGAUUAUACAAUUGAGCCCUAAAUCAGGAGGGAUCAAUUUGGCUGUUUUGAGAGGCUUGCAAGUUUGUACCAAUCCAACAAUUUCGUCUUCGUUGUUUCAUUCAGUUCAUGCUCCGCGUCAUAUUAGUCAGCUUGUUCAAUCCAAUGGCAAGCGUGUCUUCCUUGUUGACACUUUAGCCCUGGUUCGGAGAUUAGAAGCACAAGGUGUGCCAUCGAAGCAAGCUGAGGCGAUUACAGCUUCUAUUACGGAAGUUUUGAAUGAUACCUUGGAAAAUGUGGCUCAGUCGUUUGUAUCAAAGGCUGAAAUGCAGAAGGUUCAAAUGACUCAUGAUGCUAAUCUUGCCAAGUUCAAAUCUGAAGUAACUAGUUCGCAGGGACAUCACUUUUCAAUGUUGCAACAUGAGGCUGAGAAACUCAAGGUUGAUAUAGAAAAGAUGCGGAGUGAAUUGAGGUACGAAAUUGACAAAGUCACUGCUGGGCAACGGUUGGAUCUGAAUCUUGAAAGAGGGAGAAUUCGAGAUGAACUGGCAAAUCAGGGACAAGAAACUUCCAACCUCACUAACAAACUUGAUCGUGAAAUUCAUGCACUUAGGGCUCAGGUAGAAGCAGCAAAGUACGAUAUAGUAAAGUACUGCAUAGGUACUCUUGUAUCUAUUUCUGCUGUUGGUCUGGCAGUAAUUCGCAUAUUAAUGUAAACCUGGUGGAUUUUAAAGUCAAUGUUGGAUAAAUUCAUAGAAACAAAAGAAAACAAAAAAGAGAAGGAUGAAAUAUUGAGUUUUUACUAUAGGACUUUGGUUGCUGACUGAGAGAGAAAAUUGUACCACACUGUAACUACAGCAUAAGAAUUGAUUCAACUAUUAAGAAUCCCCUUAUGCUUGAAGAGACUUUCCCAAUGUCUGUUUCUUAUGUUUCUUCUUGUAUUUUAUAUGCUUAUUAGAUCAAGUUGUUAUAAAGUAGCAGUGUGGAACACAAAAUCAGAAAAUGUAAACAUUUUUCUCUUAUUUUAUUUUAAAGCUAUACAAAUGUAUCACUUGAUUUGUAA